This is a messenger RNA of Owenia fusiformis, 1200 nucleotides long. The record is from the annotation of a GenBank genome assembly. NCBI's taxonomy places the organism in Eukaryota, Metazoa, Annelida, Polychaeta, Sabellida, Oweniidae.
AUGAAAAUGGAGAAUAAGGAUAGAAUGUGCAUGCUAUCAAUUGUGAUGGUAUUUACAAUAUGCAUAGCUGUUGCGUCUCUUGCAUGCUCUAUUACCUUUUACAAUGAGUUAUUUAAAGUGAAGGAUGAAUUACUGAAUGUCCAGGUGAAAGUACAAAGAGGAGAAGAUGAAAUAGUGGAACUUAAGACUCGGAUUGAAACCCUGGAAGAUCAGCAGUGGCGUUAUACUGAUGAAAGAAAAGGAAAGCGUGAUGACCUCAUUAAUUUAGAUCGUGGUAAACGUCAAGCUGCCAGUACAUCUGCAAGUGGCAGUAUCUAUGGACGUGAUGGAAGAGAUGGCAUGCCUGGGCAACAAGGUCCACCUGGAUUACCAGGUUCACCGGGACAACAGGGACCUCCUGGACAACAAGGUCCAUCUGGACCAGCAUGUAGAGAUGGAAGUCCAGGAAAAGAUGGAAGAGAUGGGAUAAGUGCACAAGGACUAUCAGUUGAAGAUAUCAACUAUUUGAUAGGAUUGCAGCAAAAAGAGCAGUGCUCCAGUAAUAGUUCUGGCUCUUCUGGUGUACAUGGUUCUCAAGGAUCAUCAGGGCCUAGUGGUACUGGUCCUUCUGGCUCAGGCAAUCACACUGGAGGUGCCAUGUAUGUGAGAUGGGGGAGAACUGUCUGUCCAGAUAAUGUAGAACAAGUCUAUUCAGGUAUUAUGGGUAAAACCUGGCAUGCUAGCACAGGUGGAGGUGCCAACUAUCUAUGCCUGCCUAGGGAUCCUGAGUGGGGAAAGACCAUGUCUGGUAGACAAUCAAAUGCCCAUAUUCAUGGAGUUGAGUAUCACUUGCAAGCCAACAACCCAUUUCUUACAGACAAUUUUCCUGUUCCGGCUCAACCAGCUUCUUGGCUACAUGACCAUGAUGCAGUAUGCGCAGUAUGUCGGGUGCCACAGCGGGCUAGUCAGGUUAUGAUUCCUGCCCAUAAAUCAUGUCCAGACACCUGGACCAAGGAGUACAAUGGCUAUAUAAUGACUGAACAUGUCGACAAUCAGAAAGCUGAGUUCAUAUGUGUGGAUGAAGCACCAGAGGCAGAUAUAGCAAGAAGGAACAAGGAUGGAGGAAGAUUAUAUGUGACUGAAUCUAUAUGUGGUUACUCAUUACCUUGUCCAAAUUAUCAAGAUGGGUUUGAAUUAACUUGUGCUGUUUGCACGAAAUAG